AUGGAUAUACCCAAUACAGGAGCCAUUUUUACUUUGGGCAAAUCACAUUUGGCCGAAAAUACCCAAAGUUACUUCUACAUAAAAAACGAUCCAAUUAAACGUCUUAUAGCCGGUCCCUAUCAAAGUGCUGUGAUUUGUGAAUCAGGACGUUUAUUUGUUUGGGGUGAAAAUCACCAUGGCCAGCUGGGUAUUGGGGGACAACAUUCAUCGAAUGCCAAUAACAAUAAUAGCAGUAAUGGAGACAUAAUUAUAAAACCCACAUGCGUCAAAUCAUUGAAAACUUUGGGCCUGAAAAUAGCCGAUAUAUCUUUUGGUAACGAUUGGUCUAUUAUUUUAACAUUAUCGAAUGAACUAUUUUUUACGGGUCGUAAUAUAUUUGCCAGUGGCAGCACUGUAUCAACGAAUUUUACAGAAGCAACAGUCAACGAGGAAUUAUGUGAAAUUAUACGAAAACCCUUUCGUUUGGAAGAGUUCGAUGACUGUUUGUCGAACAACGAGGAAGCCGAAAACUUUAUAAAUGUUUUAGCAGGAAAUGAACAUUUUGUUUUAUUGACAUCUUUUGGUCGCCUUAUUGGUUGGGGUUCUAAUCAGUCACAUCAAUUGGGAAAAUCUGUGGAAGAUGCCAUUAUGAAACCCCAUGAAAUUACUUUGGAUUCUCGCAUACAACAAUAUACCUGUGGUCCAGAGAGCACAUUGGUCUUGACCGAAAAUGGAAAACUUUAUUUAACAGGCCGUUUAAAUGAAUUUGUAUUUCCCGACUUUACGGAACUCCAAAAGAAUCUUUCAUCCAAUGAACAAAUAAUAUUCAUGCACAUCUCAAAAGCCAGCGAAAUAUUUAUAGUCACCAACACGGGCAGCAUAUAUCGCAGCUACGAGUCGGUGCGUAAUAAAAGCCUAAUUUUCCAGAGAUUUUAUGAUUACGACAGUGAGGAAAAUGGUCCCAUAUGGAAACUGCUCAAGGGUACCUCUUUUUAUUCCGUACUCACAAAGGCAAAUAAAUUUUAUACUACAUUCUCUGAGAGUGGUCAUCAUUUGAAGACAUUCAGAGAAAUAUCCAAAUUUAAAAAUCUUCGGUUAUUGGAUAUGGCUUUGGGAGAUCGGCAUAUUUUGGUGCACGGUAUACCAAGGUCAUCUACACUGGCAGCCACCAUCGGGCCAGGUGGUGAGCAUAGAUAUAUGACGCAAAGUAUGAUAAUGGCAAAUACUACGGGCGGCAUAUUGAAUAGGAUACGAAAUGGAAAAAAUGGCAAAAGCUUGGAACUGGAUGAAACACAAAUGAAUGUAGAAAAUGCUAAUAUAAAAGAAAAAGAACAGGAAAAACCUAAAAAUAACACACCAGUUCAUGAGAAUAAUGAAAGUUUAAAGGUAGAGCCCCAGGAAACAGAACAACUAGUGCAAGAUAACAACAAUGAGAUUGAAGAACUUCCCAAAUCUGCAGAAUCAGUAGAAUCAUUAACAAACAAUGAAAGCUCUUCAAUUGAUACCGGCAACACAGUUGUGCAUACAAAAUCUCCCACUCUAUCGCUGAAAUCACAAGCGAGCAGUACAAGUUCUCUAAAAAAAGAAAUUGAAACGGCAACAUCAAGUGUUAAGUCGUUACGACCCAGAACUCCCUAUCCCGAAAGCAGUCCCCAUAGUUCACCACAAUCAACUUUGAAAAAAACACCAAUGCGAAAUUUUUCUUAUGAAGCUGCCAUGAAUAACGAUUUCAUAGAGCACACAUCUCCGGCUUUAGUAGAAAGUUUGGAAAAUAUACCCGAACAUGUGGCAAAGGAAAAUAAUGGUUUGACCGUCUCUAUGCCUACACCACCCACCGAAGAUGAUGAGGAGUUAAGAUUGGAAAUUAGUGAAACCACAGAUCCUUUAGAUCAUACAGUCACCGUCAAUGAAAUACGUUUCAUUAACAAUGGCAUAGAUGUCACUGCUAAUGUAAAAAAAUUCAAAUCUGAUGGUUCCGAAGGUUCUCUAGACGAACCAGAUGACGAAGAAGAGGAAGAAGAAGACAUGCAAGAUGACGUCAGCGACAACACAUCGCAGAUAAGAAAACAAGCUGAAGACUUAAUAGAAGAACUGGAAGAUGAAAUUGACAAAAAAGUCGAAAACGCCAAGUCCAACAAGCAGGAUGUACAACAUUUAGUUGAAGCUAAAUCCAAAAGUUUUGCCGACAAAGUCGAAGCUAAAUUCACGGAAACAAAGGGUUCUAUUGAACAAGCCGCCAAGGAGACAGGAGAUAGUGUAGAUUCGACACUCACAGGGGCUAAGGAAUCUAUAGAGGAUGCUGCUACGAGAGCAGCAACAGGAGCCCGAGGAGCUGUACAAAGUGUAAGUGAAAGUACAAAAAAAGCUGCAAAAGGCGCUAAACAGUCAAUGGAAAAUAUUGGCAACUCAAUGGCCAGUGCCAGCAAUGAUGCCCGCCAAACAGUGGGUCAAAUUGGUAAUAACGUGGCUAAGGCUACCGGAGAGGCUAGAGAUGCCAUGGGCAGUACCUUACGCAAAAUGGCAGGUGAUACAAAACAUGCGGUGGGCGCAGUGACCUCAAAAAUUUCCACUGAGGUACAAGAUGCUAAAAAUAGUCUUAGUUCCAUGUUGCCAGGCAAGAAAAACAAAGUUGAUAUACAAAAGCCCAUAGAAGAUCAUGAUCUGGAGGAGGGUGUGCAAUCAGAGGACACUUCUAAGGAAAGCGGUGGUGGCAAAUCAAAUACCACAACACAAUCCAACAAUACAACCACAGGCAUACAAGAAGAUGAUGAGCGUACCACGGCAUCGGCAAAUUCUAAUCACAACUCAUCAGUUGGCAAUCCCUUUGAGAGUUCGAAUCCAUUUGAGAGCACAGAUCCAUUUGACCCCGAAUUAGACGCUAUGGUGGAAAGGGGCAAACAAGCCCUGCGAGAUGAAUUACAAGCAGCCAGCGUAGCGGCGAACACCAGGACAACACAUAUAGUCGAUGAUGUGGUGGAAGAGAAGAGCAAAUUAUCCAAAUUCUUGGACGAUAUGAAGGAAAGGUCAAAGGCUAUGUCAUGUCGUAAUGAAAAAUCCGUCAAAAUCGUUGAAGACCAGCCACCACGUUAUAGCGUUGAAGAUGAAUUAGCUUUACAGCCAGUUAAUGGUCAAGCUAAUGGCUCAAAAGUGUGCACAAUUUUAUAAAUUUCUUUAUAUUUUCUUAAAACUUUAUAAAACCACGACAAAAUAUCAAACAUUUACCAAAGUAAUGUUGCAUUUGUUUA
Calliphora vicina (urban bluebottle blowfly) is the source of this 3224-nucleotide messenger RNA. Its product is annotated as X-linked retinitis pigmentosa GTPase regulator. The record is from RefSeq and is a predicted model, not a curated record. The transcript has 7 exons. NCBI's taxonomy places the organism in Eukaryota, Metazoa, Arthropoda, Insecta, Diptera, Calliphoridae. Gene Ontology annotation, molecular function: guanyl-nucleotide exchange factor activity. The coding region runs from base 1 to 3144 and encodes 1047 amino acids. Gene Ontology annotation, cellular component: cytoplasm.